This is a messenger RNA of Cheilinus undulatus (humphead wrasse), 7026 nucleotides long. It is a transcript of the gene akap12b, whose product is annotated as A kinase (PRKA) anchor protein 12b. Gene Ontology annotation, molecular function: protein kinase A binding; calmodulin binding. The transcript has 7 exons. NCBI's taxonomy places the organism in Eukaryota, Metazoa, Chordata, Actinopteri, Labriformes, Labridae. Gene Ontology annotation, cellular component: cytoplasm. Bases 438 to 4880 code for a protein of 1480 amino acids. The record is from RefSeq and is a predicted model, not a curated record. Gene Ontology annotation, biological process: regulation of protein kinase C signaling; signal transduction.
CUCAAACAGACAUAAGCGGCAAGCAACAGACUUUUGAAAAAACACCUUUUGCUGCAGUUACAGCCGUGCAGACCUCAGGCAUUCUAGCUGUCCGUUUUUCAAGCUGUUCAACAUGAUUAACUUGGAUUAGCAUCCAUGCCAGGAGAUUGAUGCAGAGGAUCGACAGUUGCAGCACCGUCUCUUUCUGAUGCUGCAAGGCGUGCCCCAUGUGAUACUGACGAGAGGAGGAGGUGGGGGUGUCCUAAAAGAGUUUGCUGGUCCUCUCACUUCAUCACUCCAGAUCCAGGCUACCCCGGGGCGGAGCUGCACUGUACAGAGCUCGUCAUUUUGGACGCUGUUGGGAGUCUCGCUUGCAGUAGUCGUCUUACCUUGACGCGGAGGGUUGUGAUAAUUUUUUUUUUUGGGAAGCAGAGGUCGUGUCUUUAAGAUUGUUCGCUAUGGGAGCAGCAGAGAGUUCAGUGCAGCGGGAAGGGAAGAGCCAGGAGGAUGCCUCAGCUUCAGCCUCCGCCGGGGAGCUGAGCCCGGAGGUGAACGUGCUCCAGGAGGCGAGCAGCGUCAUCGACAGCAAGCCCUUGCAGAAAAACGGUCAGAUCUCCAGCCUGAGCAGCCUCAACGGACCUUCAGAAGACAACACGCUGGCAGAAGUUGGCCAGCCAGAUGGUGUGUCCGUGGCUCAGAAAGAAGAGGCCCCUGAGACUAUGGACGUCCAGGAUGAAGUGACUCCUCAAGUAAAUGGCGAGAAAGUGGAGAAGGAAACCCCUGAUGCUAACGACAUUUCUGCUGUUGAGGAGAAAGCAGCAGAGGAGAAACCCGAUGACGCAAAUGAAGUCGGUUUCAAGAAGAUCUUCCGCUUCGUGGGCUUCAAAUUCACACUGAAGAAGGACAAAAGUGAGGAGAAAGACCCUGUGAAGCUGCUGACAGUCAAAGAUAAAGAGGGAGAGGAGGUCAGUGCGACUGAUGAUGCUACAAAGGAGGAGGAGGCUGCCACCGCUGAAGAGAAAAGCACAGCCGAAGAGAAGGAGGAGACAUCCACUGCUGAGACUGAGGUGAUUAAAGAUGGUGACAAAGCUGAAGCUACUGAUGCCCCUGCUGAAGCUGCCCCUGCUGAAGCUACUGAAGAAGCUACAAAGGAGGAAGGAGCUGAGAAGGAAGGAGAGUCAUCUCCACCUGCCCAGGAGAGCACUCUGUCCCCCUUCAGAAAGCUCUUCAGCGGAGGUCUCUUCUCUAACCUGAGGAAGAAGACUAGCAUCAAAAAGACUAAAGAGGAGGAAGAAAAAGAGGCAGCAGCUGAGGAGGAGAAAACAGAAGAGACUGCUGCUGCUGUGGAGGAGAAGGAGGAGGUAGAGGUAGAAACCAAGGAGGAAGCCCCAGCUGCUCCUGAAGAAGAGAAGCCAGAGGCCAAAGAGGAGGCAGCAGUCACUCCAGAGGAAGUGAAAUCAGAGACUACCCCUGAACCAGAGACCACUUCUGAAGCUGCUGCUCCUGAUACUACUGAUGAGGCCAAACAAGAAGAGGAGAAGGCUGAACCCAGCGCAGAAGAGGAGAAGGCACCAGCAGAGGUGACAUCUGAGGCUGAGGUGCUGUCAUCUCAGGAGAAAGCAAAGCCCCAGGGAAGCCCACUGAAGAAGCUUUUCACGGGAGCUGGCCUGAAGAAGCUCUCGACUAAGAAACAGAAGACAAAGAAAGAGACCGAGACUAAGAUCACUGAGUCUGGAGAACAGGCAACUGAGCAGCUUCAGUCCUCCACAGAGUCAGCAGAAGUCCCAAAAGCUGAAAGCGGGCCCUCAUCUCCAGAGGAGUCAGGAGAGCAUGUCAUCGCAGUGGAGGUGACCCAGAUUGAGUCAAGCCAAGAGACUGAAGGUGAAGCCACCUCUGAUGGAGAAAAGAAAAAGGAGGGAAUCAUUGCCUGGUCCUCUUUCAAGAAGCUAGUAACACCCAAGAAGCGUGUCAAAAGGUCCUCUGAGAGCGACGAUGAAGCUACAGCAGAGAAACCAGCAAAGUCAGCCACUCUGUCGUCCUCUGAGAGCGCUCCUUUGGCAGAUAAGAGUGUUGAAGAGGAGACCAAAGAGGAGAAGCCAGCUGAGGAAGAGCCAAAGACUGAGACCACUGAAAAACUGGUCAGCAGCACUGAGGAGCCCAAAAAGAAAAUGGACACCUCCGUUUCCUGGGAAGCCCUUAUGUGUAUGGGUGGACCCAAGAAGAGGACUAGGAAGACCUCUGAUUCUGAUGAUGAGGAGACCAAGAUUGAAGAGGAAAUACCACCAGCAGUAGCUGCAGCAGUUGAUGGGGAGCAGGAAGGCAAAAUUGAGGCUGCUGUUGUGACCUCACAAAGCACAGAGCAUGAAGGAGAAGUUGUGUCCUCCCCUGAGCCUUUAAGCAGUCCUCCUGAGAGAGAGUCCGCCUGGGACACUCUGAAACGCAUGGUUAUGUUAAAGAAUCGCACCAAAUCUGAGGAAAAAACUGAGGAAGGUGCAGAGCAAGUCCAGUCUGACGGUGAAGCACCAAAAGAUGAGUCAUCUUUCUCUCUGAGGAAGUUCUUGCCAGGGCGCAGAAAGAAGAAGGCUGAAAAACAAGCCUCCUCUGACCAGGGCACUGGUGAUGAGGACUCUGACACCCCAGCUGUGGUUCCUCUCUCAGAGUAUGAGGAAUCUGAACAGGAAGUGCAACCAGAGCAGGCUCAAGUCCAGACUAAAGUAUCUGCUGAAGAUCGCGCUCCAUCAUGGAUCCCAGCCAUGAUUGAAGACAUCGAAGACAAACGUGAUGAGCUGAGUGACAUCCCAGAGGAGGUUGAGAAUGCUGCCACACCAAAGUCUGUUGACACUGAAAUCGCUGAGGAUGAAACUGAAGAUGACGCUGCCCUUGCUGCUAAAGCUCCAGCACUUGGAGGGCGCAGAUUGUCCACAGCUGAGGUGAAGCCUAUCACUCAAGCUCCAUCUGCUGAAACUACUCCAGUUCCUCAGGAACCCAAGCCAGAGAAUGCAACCGAGGUGCUGUCGGGCAUUGAGGCCCAAGUUAGUGAAAUCCCUGCGGAGACAGCUGUGACCCUUGAAGAUGUACCAACCGGGGUAGCUUCUGAGAAAACAGAGUAUGAACCAGAAACUGAGAUGGCCGAGUCCAAGACAAGCAACAUCCUGGAGCCACAUGCCAGCGAAGAAGCCAUGGCUAUCUGCACUGGUCUAGGAACCAAGGAGAUUGCUAUAGUAGCUCUGGAAAAACCUGCAGUUACCGUCAUUGAGCCUGUGACUGUGAUCCAUGAUGCUGUAAGUACAGAGUUGUCCAAGGAAGAGAAGCCACAAGUUACAGAAGAAGCUGAUGUUACAGAAGAUGUAGUGCUCAAAGCACAAGUGCACCAAAUAGAAACUACCUUGCUGGAGCCAGCCGUUGAAAAUCUAGCAAGUGAAGUUGCUGAUGUUGAAGCUGCUGAUGUGAGCAUUGAACCUGAGAUUGAAAAGGCUGGAGUUGUCAGUACUGAUUUGGAGGAAUCUGAGGUGGUUCAGCCUGUCAGUGAGAGUGAGAACUCUCCCAAAACAGUUGUUGUCAGCCCUAUAAUACCAACAUCUGAAACAGAAAUUUGCACAGAGAGCGUAACAGUCACUGAGCCAACUAUAGAAAACAAGGAGGUUAAGAUAGACGACACUGAGGUAAAUACCCCUGACACAGUCCAGAAGGUGACUGAAGAGAUAUCUGUUAACAUUGCAGAGGUGACUGAGCCUUCUGUCCUUGAAGCUGCACCAAGUGAGGAGGCUCCUGUAAUCACUGAGACGGUAGUGCUUUCAGCCACACCUGUUGCAGUGGCUGAACAGGCUGAAACAACAGAGCUAGCUGAUGUUAUGCAGGAGACCCCAGAGGAGGCUCCAGUCAAAGAGACUGUGGAAGCAGAGAGAAGUGAAGCCAUUGAAGAGGCCAGCAAGACCACUGAGGAUGUUCCAGAAGACAGUGAAAUCGAAGCUCAGAGCAAGGUCAUUGCUGAGGCCGUCAUCCAAGAAGCCAUGGAUAAAGUUUCAGAAGACACAGCUGAACCCAAAAAGCCUGAAACCGAAACAACCACCAAACCAGAACCAGUCCAAGCUGUUGCAACCACAGAGAAAGAGCUUGAGGUCCCAACAGAGACAGCUGUUGUAACUGAAACACCUGUUGCAGCCAUCUGUGAGAAACCAGCACCACCAAAGUCACCUCAGCCUCUCCAUGUUGCAAUGGAGGUAAUCGACUCGAUCCCAGUCGAGAUAGUCGAAAGCAUUGAUGCUGCAAAAGAGGAAGAAGAGAAGAAACCAGAAGAGGAGUUGAAGCAAGCUGUGGAGGUAAAUGUAAGUGAAGAAACUGUUGUAGUGGAAGAAGUGGUUGAGAUACAAGCAGAGAGUCAGACAAGUGAAGAGGUUGAACAGAUCAAGGAAGAACAGAGCAAAGACGACCCAGAAGUCCAGGAAACAUUGGAGGAAGUGAAACCAGAACCAGAACCAGAGGAGGCAAAGGCUGAGGCCCCAGCAGAGGAGAGCAAAAAGAAAGUGCUUGAAAUCCACAUGCCAGUCCAAGUAGUCCUGCAGGAGGCUCAGAUGAUCGAGGAGCCGGUGGUGGAAGAAGAGGCCGUGGUUGAGUUUGACAGCAAUGGUCCUGUCACCGAAGACUGCAGCGGGAAACCCGAGAGCCAGGCACUUGAAAACAAACUCUCAACGCUGACAGAAGAACCCUCAGUGACAGCUUCAGAGGAGGGUUCAGCUCCCUGUGAAGCUGCAGAAGCAGCAACAAGCCAACCAGAACCUGAGGAAACACCCUCAACACCGUCCGUAAAGUGUGCAGAAGUGAUGGCGCAGGUGAUCGAGGUGAUUGAAGAGGCUGUGAAGGAAAUCGAGCCUGUAUCCACAGAGAUCACAGCAGCAUCAUGAGCAGCUGAAAAUUCAUGACUGAUACCUGGGAGACGCACUGUCUUGACCAGGAAGUGAGUGAUGAGGGAGAGAGAGAGAGAGAGAGAGAGAGAGAGAGAGAGAGAAAGAGGCAGCUCCAUGACAAGACACCGAGACCGGGCCACGCCCAUCUCGCCCUGAUAGACUGAGUGACUGAGCAACAGCUCCACCGUUCUCUCCACCUCCCCCUUCAGCCUGUAGUCCAACUCCAUCCUGCAGCCACGUCAACGCACCGUGACAUCCCACUGACUUUUCCUCACCCUCUCACACACACAUGAACACACACACUCCAAAGCAUGUCCUGUGCCUCAGAAGCAUCCCAUCUGGCUCAGCAUCUCAGUGACUUUGUUUUGCCCUUGCUGCAUAAGUUGAUGAGUGCAACCUGGUCGGGUGUCUGAUCUCUUCAUUUUUGUGUGUGUGUGCGUGCAUGCGUGGGCCUGUAUGUGUAUAGUAGUGAGCGUGAGAUGGCAUCAGAGGCUAAAGAGAUGGAGGAUUAUCUUGUAUAUUAUAUUUAUAUCUUGAGUAUUCUUUCAUUCAUCCUUAAAUUUUUAUUUCUUGGUCCUUUUUUGUUAUUAUAUGUACAUUCAUACUUGCUUUUAAAUCCCAUAUUGAACUGUGACACAUUAGGUAUUCCUCUUAAGCAACAUCAGUUUAAAGGCAGAUGCAGAAAAGAUCCAAAAAUAUUCUACCAAAACUGUUAUGGGGUGGUUAGAUUUAAAUGACUGCUGUAUCACAGCUUUUAUUGUCAAAUUUUAUGUUUAUUUCAAGGCUGUUGUAGCUAAACCAUGGUACAAGUGUGAUUCCACUGGGAGGAAGUGAUAAGAGUUCAGAGAGGAUGCUGAUAUCCACCAGAAAUGUUGUACAUGUGACGCAUUCUCUUGUCUAUACUCUCCAUCAACAAAACACUCAAUAAGCUUUAUGUAGAAGAACAAUCACUGCCUGAUUUACUGUGAAAAAUACGGUUACACAUGAAAUAAUACAAUAAUAACUCCCUCACUUGAACAUGUGACAAAUAGAGCCAAUGUUUGACACUAAGGGUCGACACAAGCAUGUAACAAAGCAAGCUCACAGUGUUUCAGUGCCAUGUUUUCUGUCUAAUAUACAUGAUGUAUUGUAAGUGUAAUGGUGUAAAACCUUUCCUACUACACCAUAAUAUCUUUGCUGAUGAAAACAGUGUGCUGAUGCCAUCUGCUGUCUACAAAAAGUAGUGCAUCCUUUAGUUUCCAGUCCACUGUGUUAAGCAAGGUAGUAUUUUUUUGUUUUUUUUGGUCAGAUCUCUUAAUAUCGUCUUGCUAUGUUGUAUUUGUCACCCAGCAUGUUGGCUCAGGAUCAUUAAUCGGGCACCAGGGAGGACCUAGACUCACUGGUUUGGGGGAUUCACGCAGACCGCAUGGUACCAAACUGGAACAACAGCUCAUUGUAUUCCUGGUUCUAAAGCCAAAUCGAGUUAGGAUCAAUCAGGAGGGAGUCAUGUUUUUUUCCAUUGCUCACAGUAAUGAGACAUCAAUCGGAUCCAAUUAAAUCCCUACAGCUGCUUCUUCUUUGAGAUCAAACCUAAGGCAUUAUUUCAGGGUUUAUUUUGCACUGGCAAGCAGGGAGGUUUUUUUAAACAUCCUUGUGACCCAGUUUCACCACCAAAGCAAACAAGUGAUUUAAGUUAAAAUUAAUUUCCUACCAAAUGUGUCAAACUUUCAUGGUGUCGAUCAUUCAGACAUCAUAAGAAACAACUGUGAGAGCUUCAGUUAUCAUUAUUCCUUCAAACAGCCAACGAGCAGCUACAGAGGCUCACAAACACUCAGCUUUAUGACUCUGCCAGAGCAUUUGUCCUUCAGGUUUGCUUUAUGUAAAAAAUGAUAUUAAAACUGUUGCUCGAUGUUAAGCAUUUACACUCCAGUCCUCCCUGCUUUUUGUAACACACUUAACUGUGAACCUGAUAACAUUUGUACAGAUUGUUUACUUACUGUAUGUACUUAAAAAUCAUAUUGUAAUAUUAACAAAUAACCUGCAGCCAUUUAGCCAUAAUAUUCGUGUAGCAUGGUCUUAGCUGUCUUUUAUAUUUUACAAGCUGUUAAUAGUAAAGAUCCAGAAAACAUGUCUAUAUUUCAUUCAAUAAAGUUAGAGAAAACUG